AAAGAGUGCUGCGCUCUUCCUCCUUGAACAUGUGGGAUGGCUGCUUGAAGCAGUCAGAGAUAUUACAUUAAAGUUUACCACAAAUAUUAAUUAAAAACAACCAGUUCUUUUCGCCAUGGGUAAAUUAAACGUCGUCAUUCUAAGAUAUCUUUCCAGAGAUGAUUUUAGGGUGCUAACAGCGGUGGAAAUGGGCAUGAAGAAUCACGAAAUCGUCCCAGUAAGUCUGAUAGCAUCCAUUGCCAGUCUCAAACAUGGUGGAUGCAAUAAAGUUUUGAGGGAGUUGGUGAAACACAAACUGCUGGCCUAUGAACGCAGUAAAACCGUACAGGGAUAUCGGCUGAAUUACGGUGGCUAUGAUUACCUGGCACUGAAGACACUUUCAUCUAGGGAUGUUAUUGUGUCUGUUGGAAACCAAAUGGGAGUUGGUAAAGAGUCAGAUAUUUACAUUGUUGCAAACGCUGAGGGAGAGCAGUUUGCCCUGAAACUUCACAGACUGGGUCGGACAUCUUUCAGGAACCUAAAGAACAAGAGAGACUAUCACAAGCACAGAAACAAAAUCUCAUGGCUGUACCUAUCCCGGCUCUCUGCCAUGAAAGAGUAUGCAUAUAUGAAGGCGUUAUAUGAUUGUGGAUUUCCUGUACCAAAACCAGUGGAUUACAACAGACAUGCAGUGGUUAUGGAGCUUAUCAAUGGUUACCCUCUGUGUCAGGUUAAAGAAAUUCAAGACCCAGCUGCGCUCUACAAUGAAAUCAUGGAGCUAAUUGUCAAACUCGCUAAUCACGGCCUGAUCCAUGGAGAUUUCAAUGAAUUUAAUCUUAUGCUUGAUGACAAUGAUCAUGUCACAAUGAUCGAUUUCCCUCAGAUGGUCUCCACUUCACAUGCUAAUGGAGAAUGGUACUUCGAUCGGGAUGUCAAGUGUGUUCGUGAUUUCUUCAUCAGAAGGUUCAACUACGAAAGCGAACUCUAUCCAACAUUUAAAGACAUAAGAAGAGGAUGCUCUCUUGACGUGGAGAUCUCAGCUAGUGGCUACACCAAGGAGCUGCAACAGGAUGACUGUUUGCUUCACCCUGAAGGUCCAGAGGGUGAGGAACUCAGUGGAGAUGAAGACUGUAAACACCCAGAGUCUGCCGAUGAAACGGUUCAGCCGACCUUAGAGGAAGCUGUCAACAUGGAAGAGUAUAAACAUGCAAUGUUGGAGCUAGAAGGUCUGAAAAUAAGUGGGGAGACACCAUCAGAACAAAGCGAUGUAGGGGAAUAUAAAGGAGCUGAAUGUGGAAGCAAGAUCUCCUCAGAGAAUGCUCAGACAGAAACUGUUUCUGACAUUUCCAAAGACUUUGAGAGGGAUGAGGAGGGUGAGGUAGAGGAUGAGUGUCCUGACCUGGUUGAUCUAUCACCAAACAACAAAGAAUUCAGGCCUUUCAGAGACCAAGUCAGUCUUGAGACAGAGCACAGGAUGAGAACAACAAGUGAAACCACCAUUGGAAGUGUUGGCAGUUGUUCAACCAUUGCACCUGAGGUCAUUAGACAGAAAGUAAAGAGACAACUUACAAAACAGCAGAAGGCUGCUCAGAGACGACGUCUUCAGAAGGGCGAGGCGAAUCUGGUAACAAAAGAGAGAAGAGAAAAUCAAAUGAACAUCAAGGGCAGUUUGGAUGCAGCCCAGUUCUGGGGAUGAGGAUGGCACAGAAAUGUCAUCUCUGGACUUUUGUCAGUUGUGUCAUAAUUGUAUAAAAAUAAUAAAAUGGUUGAAAAAAUU
This is a messenger RNA of Paramisgurnus dabryanus, 1756 nucleotides long. RefSeq names its product RIO kinase 2 (yeast) (gene riok2). Gene Ontology annotation, biological process: protein phosphorylation; maturation of SSU-rRNA. Gene Ontology annotation, molecular function: protein serine/threonine kinase activity; ATP binding. The record is from RefSeq and is a predicted model, not a curated record. Gene Ontology annotation, cellular component: nucleus; cytosol; preribosome, small subunit precursor. Lineage: Eukaryota; Metazoa; Chordata; Actinopteri; Cypriniformes; Cobitidae.